This is a messenger RNA of Soboliphyme baturini, 390 nucleotides long. The record is from the annotation of a GenBank genome assembly. NCBI's taxonomy places the organism in Eukaryota, Metazoa, Nematoda, Enoplea, Dioctophymatida, Soboliphymatidae.
AUGAUCAAAGAAGAAGGACUCAUCUAUUUCGACAGCAAAGGCAUUGGGGAACCGAUCCGGCUAAUUCUGGCGUACGCCGGCCAGCAGUUUCAGGACGUGCGUCUGAACAUGGAUGAAUGGCUUGAGAAGAAGACAUAUACCCGAUUUGGUCAACUGCCGGUACUUGAAGUGGACGGCAAGCCGCUAAAUCAGUCUCUGGCAAUUUUACAUUACCUUGCAGAGAUAUUUGGUAAAACCGUACGUUCUAGUGCAUUUCAGCGAGCCAUCUACAGGGAACUGCUGAAAGAUUUUAUUUAUCCCAGGCUUGAAGUCUACGAUCGCUACUUGACAGACAGCAAAAGCGGAUUUUUUGGCAACGACAAAGUACGUAAUAUCCUGCGUUUGCCUUAG